UAAAAUCGACAGUUGGUUAGUGGAAUAGCGGCCAUCAACUAGUUCACUGUUUACCGUUGACAAUUGAAGGGGUUCGAGAGGCAAGCACUCAUCUUCAAACACGGCCAGGCGACAAAGAAGAUGGGAUGCAAGCCUUCAAAAGAAACACUUAAAAGCGCACCAUACGAUGGUAGGCAAUCACGAAGGCUGAAAUCGUCGAACCAGAUCGACGUCAUUAACGAUGACGAAGACGGAACGAAGAUUGUCAGCCUAAGAGAAGACAACGGAGUGAUUGAAGAUGCAGCGCCGUUCACGCAUCAAGAAGUAGAAGACGAAGAGCAGGCUGCAAUUAAAAUACAAGCGGCGUUCAAAGGAUAUAAAGUCCGGAAAACAAUGGCAGCUGAGCCUACUAAAGCCGAACUCGAAGCCGAAUUCAGUGCGGAUGAUAAAGAGUUGUGCAAUGCAGCCACAAAGAUUCAAGCCAGCUUCAGGGGACACCAAGCGAGAGCGCAGAAAGGUGCCUCAAACGCUAAGGUAGAAGAACUGAGACAAGACAUGCAAAAAAUGGCACCAACAUCAGAUGCAGAAGAGCUUGAUAUCGACUUGUCCGAUCCAGACCUACAUAAAGCCGCUACCAAGAUCCAAGCUUCUUUCCGCGGCCACAAAGUUCGAAAGGAUGACAAGUGAAAUGUCAAAACAAUAGCAUCCUUUACAGUCCAGCAUUUCAACAACAAAAAAAUCAUCUCACCUUAUUAUCAGCCGAUUGUGUUCUAUUUAUAGUUUUUCAAAAGUACAGUAA
This is a messenger RNA of Cimex lectularius (bed bug), 778 nucleotides long. RefSeq names its product cilia- and flagella-associated protein 91 (gene igl). Gene Ontology annotation, molecular function: calmodulin binding. The coding region runs from base 121 to 666 and encodes 181 amino acids. The transcript is spliced from 5 exons. The record is from RefSeq and is a predicted model, not a curated record. Lineage: Eukaryota; Metazoa; Arthropoda; Insecta; Hemiptera; Cimicidae.